CAUAAAGGAGCUCUGGCACCGCUUUGGGUAAUAAUUUAUCCAAGGGGGGAAAAGUAGAAAUUCCCUUUUUUCCAGAACAUUCCUGCUGAGCUGUGAACUUUGGAAGCCGUGGGACUUUGCCCAGGACAUUGGAACGUGCAGAUAUUUUUUUCUGCUGCUGAAGGUGUCAUACCGGCUAAUCUAACCAAGGCCGAUUGCCCCUUUCCCCCCUCCCUUCUCCCACCUCGGUUCACCCCACACCUCCUGAAUGUUGGACCUGCCCAUUCUGGCCUCCCCAGACAUGGCUGACAACUGGUUGAACCUGCAGUCAGAGGAAGACAGAGGGCAGGAAAGCAGCAUGGGGGACUCUGCCAACCUGGACGACAGCCUGACCAGCCUACAGUGGCUGCAAGAGUUUUCCAUCAUCAAUGCCAACGUGGGCAAGUCUUCCUCUUCUCCCAGCAGCUCGGACCCUCAUGGCUACCACAAGAUCCCUGGCUCUGCUGCUCCUUGCUCCCCCUUGGCUGCUGACCCAGCUUGCAUCGGGAUGCCCCACACCCCCGGCAAACCCAUUUCAUCUUCCACCUCCAGGACUACUCACCUGGGGAUAGGCAUGCAGGUCCAGCCCUUGGAAGACAUAGAUUACAAGACCAACCCCCAUGUGAAGCCCCCUUACUCCUAUGCAACGCUCAUCUGCAUGGCCAUGGAAGCCAGCAAGAAAACCAAAAUCACCCUUUCAGCCAUCUACAAAUGGAUUACGGACAACUUCUGCUACUUCAGACACGCUGACCCCACCUGGCAGAAUUCCAUCCGGCACAACCUAUCCUUGAACAAGUGCUUCAUCAAGGUGCCGCGAGAGAAGGAUGAGCCGGGAAAAGGUGGAUUCUGGAAGAUCGACCCUCAGUACGCAGACAGGCUUAUGAAUGGGGCCUUCAAGAAACGCAGGAUGCCCCCUGUGCAGAUCCACCCGGCCUUCACCAGCAGAGUUCAACAAGAAGCCGGGACUGCUGCCAACCAGGCAGCAUCCUCUUGGUCCAACGACAGUGUCCUGAAUGUCAACAUGGAGUCACAGCAGCUGCUCAAAGAGUUUGAGGAAGUCACGAGUGACCAGAAUUGGAACCCAGUGGAUGGGAAAAUGGGUCACAAACGUAAGCAGCCAUUGCCCAAACGGAUGCACAAGACAGCUCGUCUCUCUAGCUCCCCCUUGCUCACCCAGGAAGAACAGACAGAGCUUGGCUCAUUGAAAGGUGACUUUGACUGGGAAGCUAUCUUUGACACCACUUUAAAUGGUGACUUCUCCACUUUUGAGGAUCUGGAGCUCACACCUCCUAUUAGCCCAAUAACCAGAGAUGUGGACUUGACAGUGCAUGGAAGACACAUUGACUGUCCACAGGAAUGGUGCCCAGUCGGGCAUGAUCAGGUCCUAACAGAAUCCAACCAGAACAACUUAGACUUUGAUGAAACCUUCAUGGCCACUUCUUUCCUUCAACAUCCCUGGGAUGAAGAGAGAAACGAUUAUCUCUCAAAUUCGGUGAACAUGAACCAGUUGUUUGAACUCAACGACUCUUCUUUGCCCACAGACAUGAGUGACUGGAGCAGUAUGGGAUCUUUUUUAUAAAAGACUGCUGAUGGUUAGAAGGAUCAAGUUAAACCCAGGUAGACUUUAUCUAUUAGCAAAAUAAUCCCAUUGCUGCUGGAGAUUACAAGGGACAAGAUCUCUAGAAAGGGGGAAAUACACAUUGACUUUUAUCAGCUGCAAAGUAUGGUUAUUCACAGAAACUCCAGAAGAAACCCAGAAGAUUUGGCUGGAUAUAUCUGUAAGCAACACAUCAGGAGAAGUCUCUGUCUCUUGGGUUUCCCUAAGAGAAGAAAUAACUACUUAUUUUGGGACUCUGGUUUUUUAAAGAAAUGUAGAUUAUCCUAUGCUUUGUGGGAAUGGAAGAAGCAUAUGUUCCCUCUAGGAAAAAAGGAGAACAGUUGCUAAGUUACAUGCAAGAGCUGAGAUUUCCUGAUGACUUUGGACUUUGUAGACGAUGUGCAAUUUCCUUCUCCUUCUACUCCCUCUCUCUCUCUCUCAAUUUUUUUUCUGUCCAGGAAUAUUCCCAGGUAUAACAUGAGAUAAUUAAGUAGCAGGUAAGUAAAAGUCCCUUCUGGGUUCUGUAAGUUCAACCUCCCUCCUGAAUUGGGGCUAGGGAAGAAGAUGAGAUCUGUAAAAUCAGAUGCAAAUCAGCAAGUCGGCCUCUUCAGAUGUUUUUGUAUAGUCUGUUAUAUAUAAAUAUAUAUCUAUUCAAAGAAACCUAUAUUUUUAGCACAAUCAGUAGAAUAUCUUUUUGAUGGGAUGGCAGUGGAAAUGAAUUUUUUUCUGUGCUGUAUAAAGACUAAUGUUAAUUGUUCUGCAAAUUAAAAAUGAAGCGUGUCAAAUGUUUAUUGUAACAAAAUAUGCAAAGGAAAAUUCCUACAUCAGAAGCAAUGAAUUUCUUUAAGGACCAAGAAAAGGAUAAAGACAGGAGAGAAGGAGAAGAGACUUGACUUUCUCCAGAUUGUGCUCUCACUUAUUUUUGUAUCCUGAACUCCCUUGCCUCGUGUCAUGAGUGACUGUAUUUGCUGUAAGGCCUAGAAUGGCGUCACUAUGAACCUGCUACAUUUCUGAAUGAUUGAUGAAACAAUGUUCUAUUUUCUGAUCAGAAACUAUGAACCGAAAGCAUCUCCUUCAUCAGCCUGUACGUCAGGCUCUGAACAGCCUUUGCGACGAUCCAGGAGACAAAUCCAGUGAUGGGUGAUUAAGGACCAAGCCUCCUUUUCCCUCAGUGAGACAGGUGUGAUCAAACGUUGCUUUCUUUUGGAAUUGUUAUACUGGGGUUUCCCAUGCAGGGGGAUGCUCACCAGAUCUUGGUGAUUUUGUAUUUUAUUUAAACGAAUGUUCUUGUAUGGAACUAACGAAAAAUGAAAUCUGGAUCUGGGGCUCAGUCAGGGAGUAAGAGGCCAAAGACUGUGUGUGCAACAAACAUUAGUUACGAACAAAAGCAGAGUUUAGAAUCCCUUCUCUGCCUUACCUAAUGUGUCCCCUUUACUCUGCUCCUCUCCUAAAGUAAUAAUCAGUCUGACCACUCACCAUCUUCAACCUGCUGCGCAAAGGUUAACCAGUCAAUGCUCACAGCACCCCUGCAAGGUAAGUAUUAUUAUCCCCAUUUUACAGAUGGGGAUGACAAGGCAGGGAUCAAUUAACUGAUUUGCCCAAGGCCUAACAGCACAGCCUCACUCCCAAUCCUGUGACCAUACUGCCUCUUAAAGGUGUGAAGGGGAUGCCGGCAGGCUAAAGGUUUCUCCAAAGCAGGUGGAAAAUAUCAUGGUGUUUUUGAGUGACUGGAAAGUCAGAGCAAGGAGGGGCAAAGUGCCUGACUUCUUUCUUGAGAUGUUUAACAACCCAGGACCAGAGCCUCAGCUGGUGAAAAUUGCUGUAGCUCCACUGAGUUCAACAGAGCUAUGCUGAUUUACCUGCCGAAGAUCUGCCCCUAAUUGGUUUGCUAAUGGGAGUGUGGACAGGUAUCUGUGAAAUAUGCAUAGGCAGCAAAGAAAUAUUCUGGUAGUUAAAAAUAAAAAAAUCUUGCUCAAACUUGAAUUCAAGCUCUAGAGAAUCAGAUUCUAAGCCUCUCUCUGUUGGUACAGGCAAUAUAGUUAAUGUAAGAUAGCUGCUAGUUAGCAGAAAGAUGAGGUUACUUUGGAGUGUGUUAGACUUGUUGAAAAACAUAAAACUAUAAACUUUUUUUGUUUGUUUAGAAACUAUAAUAAGAAUUUAGGAACUUUGAUGUGAGCAAACUAACUUAGCUGGAGUCUAGUUGUCAUUU
This is a messenger RNA of Chelonoidis abingdonii (Abingdon island giant tortoise), 3824 nucleotides long. NCBI's taxonomy places the organism in Eukaryota, Metazoa, Chordata, Testudines, Testudinidae. The record is from RefSeq and is a predicted model, not a curated record.